This is a messenger RNA of Dalotia coriaria, 680 nucleotides long. It is a transcript of the gene Bin1, whose product is annotated as histone deacetylase complex subunit SAP18. Gene Ontology annotation, cellular component: nucleus. Gene Ontology annotation, biological process: negative regulation of DNA-templated transcription. Lineage: Eukaryota; Metazoa; Arthropoda; Insecta; Coleoptera; Staphylinidae. The transcript has 2 exons. The coding region runs from base 88 to 576 and encodes 162 amino acids. The record is from RefSeq and is a predicted model, not a curated record. Gene Ontology annotation, molecular function: transcription corepressor activity; transcription factor binding.
UAUUCGACUACUCUAUGCUUGUAAACACAUUUUAACCUAAUCGGCAAACAAAUUCUCCUCAAAUUCACAAAUAAAAUAAAAUAUACGAUGGCUAGCACAAAUCCUGUCGAAUUAAUCGUUGAAGAAAAGAAAGACGAUGGUGUAGACCGUCAAAAAGUUUGUCCAUUUCUCUUGAGAGUAUUCCUCUCAACAAACGGAUAUCACCACAAAACAAUGGAAUACAGCAAAGGGAACGUUCCCGAAAACGAACUCCAAAUCUACACAUGGAGAGAUGCCACUCUCAGCGAGCUGGGAAUACUAGUCAAGAAAGUAAACCCAGACGCACGCCGAAAAGGCACCAAACUAUCAUUUGGUUUAGUUUACCCUGACAGCCGCUCACCUGUAUACCGCAUGCGUGAAAUCGGCAGCAUUACAUCCGGACAAAAAGGUUCUGAUGAUCUCAAAACCUUAAAUCAAGCUCGAUUUACAAUUGGUGACUACAUGGAUAUCUCUGUAUCAGCUCCAGAGCAUUGGAACAACGGCCCGAGGAAAGGUUUCCAGCAGAACUACAACAAUCACCGACAGCGGCCAUAUUGAUUCUGAUUUUCUUUUUCUUUAGAAAUUACAGAUUUCUGCGCUUAAUUUUAAGGUUAUGUUAGGUAAUGAUGAACAUUGACGUCGUAAUGAAACAUUUCUACACA